Messenger RNA from Rhododendron vialii, 3603 nucleotides. RefSeq lists its product as uncharacterized. The transcript has 2 exons. The record is from RefSeq and is a predicted model, not a curated record. Lineage: Eukaryota; Viridiplantae; Streptophyta; Magnoliopsida; Ericales; Ericaceae. Gene Ontology annotation, molecular function: DNA binding. The coding region runs from base 2097 to 2690 and encodes 197 amino acids.
UGUAUAACAAAGAGUGAAACAGAAAAUACUCAGAAACUGACAAUACGGCACAUGAAAAUUAAGAUAAUAACAAGCAAACAAUUUAGAGAGACAUAAGAAGAGAACUGAACAAGAUGCACCAACCAUAUCAUGGAGCAAGCGACUCAAUUUCUCAACCUAUUAAAAGUGAAUACAAUUUUCAUCACGGAAUUACAAAAACCUCCACAAAUCCUGUCUGGGUUUAAGUAUUUAUCUCAGUCUCUGUAACAUCUGCUGCCAAGUUCUAAUCGAAGCAUUAGAACGUAGGCUUCACUGCCAGCCCCAUCUGAUUUUUAAGUCAAAGGACUCCAAAAGUCUGUCCGUCUCCUUUUUCUUCUCAUUCUCUCUAGUUGUCUCCUAAGAAGCACGGACACGUUACCGGCCUCACGUAUCCGUGUCCGACACAUGUUGAACACGGACAUGACAAGUUUCUCCCGGACAAUUGUUGGACACGCCUAAAUACAUGUCUAAUUUUUUACUACAUUUUUUGCCCGUACACGUUUGUGCACUUUAGGGACACUCUUGGAACGCGUUAAGGAUAGUAGGGAUACACCUUUAAAACUUGUCCCAGAGUCAAAAUUCUAUGGAUAUUUAGUUCGUGAACACUUAAGUCAUAGUUGAUAUGUAUGUUAAUAACAAUAAUACUAUUAGAGGUACUAUUAGGGUAGUGAUAAUACCAAAACUGUUUUUGUUAGUGCCAAAAUUCUAGUGCAUUAAAGCCUUGUACCAUGUGCAUGGUACAAUACUUUUGUGCACUAAAUUUUGGCACCAACAAAAAUAGUUUUGGCAUUAUCGUUUCCCUUUGAAAGAACUAAUAUUUUUCAUCUUCAAUAGGAAUUCGUAGGGUAAAUAUAUAAUUCAUAGACAUACACCCUUUGUUCCAUACUGCUUGUCCUGUACGAAAAACUCAACCUUUUAAGGGGACAAGGGGACCAUGCAAUUCAUGCAUGUCUCCUUAGAAAUUCGUAAUUCCCAUCAUUAACCCUUGUUCAAUUCAUUAAAACGACUUAUAAUCAUUUCUGAGGGUUAGUUUGUAGAAAUUUACAAACUUUCUCCUUAGAUUUUUCAAAGUGGACAAGCGUUUUGGGACAUCUCAAAAUAGAAUACUUGACAAGCAAUAGGGGACGGAUCGAGUAUAUUUUACUCAACAUGUCCAAAAUGUCUAGUGUCCUAAAUUUUGAAGGAAUGACAUGACUACAUAUAUGUCUCGUGCCCGUGACCCCAUGUCCCAGUGAUUAAAAAAUCGCGCCUAGGCGAGGCGAGCGACGAGGCGAGGCUGGGUUGCCUCGCGGUUGUGAGGCAAGGUGAGAAUGGCUGAGGUGACCGCCUAGUCAGUAAAGUGGCGCCUAGGCGCGAGGCGUGAGGCGAAGGAGAAAGGGGGCCUAGGCGUCGUCCAGGUCACAAAGGAAAUAUAAGGGCAAAAUAAGACUUAACACACAAACACACCUGAUCGAUCGAAGCUGCCUCACUCCUGGGUGAUCCGAAGCCCUCUCUCGGUCUCUCCUCUGUGAUCGACCUCAACAUCGAAGACCUCUCUCUCAACUCUCCUCUCGAUCGUCGACGACUCCGGUAAGUUCUCUACUCUCGAUCUCUCUAUUCUCUGCUCUCUGUCUCUCUCGACUGAUGCUCUGCUUUCUCUCUCUUUCUCUCUUCUGAUCUCUCUCUCUCGUCUCUGCUGAUCUCUCUCUCUCUCUCUUCUGAUGAUCUCUCUCUCUCUUUCUCUCUUCUGAUCUCUCUCUCUCUCUCGUCUCUGCUUUCUCUCUGUCUUGAACUGCAUGUGCAGCUCUUUCUCUCUUCUGAUCUCUCUCUCUCGUCUCUGCUGUCUCUCUCUCUUGAACUGCAUGUGCAGCUGUCUACUUGUCAAUCUGCAGGGAGUGCACUGGGAAGUUUUUUAGGAGUAUUUGUGUUGUAUAUGUUUACUUUACUGGACUUUAUAGUCAGUUAGUGGGUGUAUUAUAUUCUCUCAAUUAGUGGGUGUAUAUAUAUUAUAUAUAGAAUCAUAGAUAUUGUUUACUGGACUGCAUUUUGUAAAUUUUGUGAAUUAUGUUUUAUGUCCUUUGUUUGUAUAGAUAUUGUAGAUGUCGAAUAGAACGGAUCCUGCUUGGAAGUAUUCAAAGAGACAUGAAGAUAAUAAGUUCAAAUUCACAUGUAAUUUUUGUAACAAAGUGGUUACUAGGAGUGUUUACCGAGUGAAGCAACAUCUUGCUGGAGGAUACCCUGAUGUGAAUUCAUGUCCUAAUUUCCCAGAACCAGUUAAAGAGGAGAUUAGGGCAUUUAUCUAUAAGAAAAAGGAGACGGCAUCUAUCAUAACUCCACAUCCAGAUUUUGAUGAAAUGGGCAAUGAGGAGGACAUUGAUGAGGAUGAGUUUUAUGUACAAUCAAAGCCCCCUCCUAAGAGGCCUGCUGCCACUGCUACCUCUGGCUCCAAGUUCCAACUUAAGAAGCCCAAGACCAAAUGGCCUAUGGAUACUUACUUCACCCCUGACCCAGAGAUCGAGGUAGAGAAUAGGAGAAGUGGUAAACAACCUAAAGUUGACGAUAAUACGCCGCAAAAGAAGUUAUUGAAAGAGCGGGCUCAUCAAGCUAUUGCGAGAUGGAUUUACGAUGCUGGAAUACCCCUCAAUGUUGUCAAUGCGGAGUCCUUUGAACUGAUGAUUGAGGCUAUUGGGUAAUAUGGCCCUAGUUUAACACCGCCGACUUAUUAUCAAGUGCGUGUCCCUCUUCUUAAAAAAGAGGUGGAAAAUGUGAACAAACAAAUGGAGGACCACAAGAAGGAGAGAGAGGAAAAUGGAUGCAAUCUUAUGUGUGAUGGAUGGACGGAUCGAAAGAAUAGGUCAUUGAUAAAUUUUUUGGUUAAUUGUCCUAAAGGUAGCAUGUUUAUUGAAUCGGUUGAUGCAUCGAGUCGUGCCACAACCGGGGACAGCAUGUAUAGGUUGCUUGAUGAGUAUGUGGAGCGAAUCGGAGAAGCUCAAGUGGUCCAAGUUGUCACGGAUGGUGCCGCAUACAAUAAGAUGGUAGGGAAGUUGUUAAUGGCAAAAAGACCACAUUUGUAUUGGACUCCAUGUGCUGCCCAUUGUUUGGAUUUAAUGUUAGAAGACAUUUUCAAGCUGCCAUAUUUGAAGAGGACAUGGGAAAGGGCGAUCAAGGUACAUGGUUAUAUCUAUAACCGUCCGACAUUGUUGAACAUGAUGAGACACUUUACCCAAAGAAAAGAAUUGAUUAAGCCAGCAAAGACUCGUUUUGCAACAGCUUGUUUGACUUUACAAAGGGUUCAUCAACAAAAGAAUAACCUAAGAAAGAUGUUCACAUCAGAGGCUUGGAGUAAGAGCAAGUGGGCAAAGGAGGCGGAUGGUAAAAAGGUAGCAGAAAUAAUGUUGUCGCCGUCAUUUUGGAACAAUGUCUCGUUGGCCCUAAGAUUUGCAUGUCCUCUUGUUAAAGUACUUCAUUUGGUAGAUGGUGAAGAAAAACCCGCAAUGGGAUACAUCUAUGAGGCCAUGGAUAGGGCCAAAGAAACUAUUAUAAACACGUUUGGCGGAGAUGAAGACAAGUAUAAAACUGUGUUUGAAAUCAUUGAUACGAGGUGGG